Molecule: messenger RNA, 120 nt
Organism: Peronospora matthiolae
Lineage: Eukaryota; Oomycota; Peronosporomycetes; Peronosporales; Peronosporaceae
Source: the annotation of a GenBank genome assembly
AUGUUGCUGCACAUGGACGCAGACUACCAUCACAUCUUCGAUGGCUGUGAAGAGGCGUGGGUCGCGUGGGCGCGUUUGAAGACGCUGUACGGCGGAUUGCAGAAGGCUGGACGGAUCUAA